UGUACAAAAUUAUAAUACUUUUACUUAAAAAGCAAUUAUUUUUAGUGUAUACGUUGUUUUUUAUGGCGAAAACGUCAGCAAGAAUUGCCAAACACACAAGCUGACUGACGUCGUGCUGAUAAACAGUAUGCUCUAAAAAUACGAGUACAUUUCCACUCAGACACUGCAUAUAACAAAUGCGACGCAUGCGAUUUGUAAAGGAGAGUAUAGGUUUCUAUAUAGUAUAGUGCUUUGAAAUUUAUGCGUUUAUAUAAUCACCGAAGUCCGAACGACUUUAUAAUAAAAAAUCUAAUUCAUUUCAGUGAAAAAGUAUCAUAACUAAAUCAAACAGCAAAUUAACUGCAAAUAAUUAUUUUGCAAUUUUAAAGUUGUUUCAGCAAUAGUCAGUUGAAUAAGCCGACAGACUGUCAUCCAGUCAUUCAGCGAAUCGUUCAGUUUUGUGCGCAAAAUUGCAAUUGGAUACUUUUCCCUUUUUCGCGUUAUUUUUUUAUUUUAAUAUCUGCAUCAUUUUACAGUAUGUGUAAGUGUAUAUAAGUAUAUGUAUAUGCAUAUGUAUACAUAAGUGCAUUUAUGUAAGCGCUGACGACAACCGAGUGAAAUUCGCAUCGUAUUACUGAGUCGCUUUGGAGGCAGACGCGCUGCCAUGCAACCACACCUGACAGCUGACUAAAAGCAGAAACACUAAUUACAGCAGGAAACAAAGUUUUAACUUCACCUAAUUUGGGAUAUACCGCCCAGCAGUAUUGCGGACAACUUGUCGAAAGCGCGUAUUUUAGACGUUUGGACGUUCGAUUUCAAAAUUCUUGCUUUCUAAGAGGCGAAACGCUAGAUGAAAACACAAAUUAGCUACAAAUCAAUAUAAAUAGUCAACGCUGUCCAGAAAAGUCACCAAAGGCAGCAGCAACCAAGGUUGGAACCACAUGAUAUUAUGGCCAAGUGCCCAAAUUGAAUAAACGCUCAUUAAUAACAAGUUUAAGUGUCGGAAUUCUACUGUCUUUAUCGUAGACGCAUGUUUUAAGCAUAAAUUAUGAACAACAUGAAACAUGGAUUCUCCACACUCAAUCGGUGGUUGGGGAAAAAGAACAAAUCCGACAAGGCAACACCUAAUGGCAAACUGUCCAAAUCUAGCACAAACCUAAAUAGCUUGUCAGUCUCGUCCACGAACAUCAACGAAACUAGUCAAUUGGAAUACAAUCGUAUCACGCCUUUGCCGGCCGCCACCAGUAAUGCGCCCUUUGAACAGACAUUCCGCAUCACCGUACUUCUGCCGAAGGAUCAGCUGUACGUGGCGAGGUUGGGCGCACGAGUACCACUAAGCAAACUAUUAGAGUUAGUAUGCGAAAACAAGCUACUGGAUGCAUCAAAAUAUGAAUUUAGAAAUCCAGUUGAUUCGAGUCAAGUAUACAGCUGCGAAUUAACUAUUGGUGCGGUGGGUCUUUCUGAAAUUCGAUUAUGCAACAAAUCCGAAACGUAUGGAAAUUUUAAUGCCGAUGAAAUUAUAAAACUACAUCGAACGGCAAUCAUACGUGACUCUCUCUCUUCAUCAGAGUUCAGUAGUCGCUACUCAAAGCACACAACGAAAACGACUAGUCCAUACAGCUCAAGCAACUCGCUUAAUUCGAUGGACUCAACAGGCAUGAAUUGCGUUCGCACUCCUGUGUCUCCACCUGCAACCCUCACAACAGCAACAACUCCAUCCAUAAUAUCGGCUCCUCCACGAAAGAAGCGCGCUGCACCACGACCACCGAGUCAAACUGCCAUACCAGAGAAGACAGUGCUCGUGACCAAUGGUGAAACCAACGCAAAAGAUACGAACUCUAAUAUUGAUAAAUUAGAGGUGUUAGAAGGUUCUCUGUCGCAUAAAAAUCACUUCGUAUCGACGCCAAAUCUCUCUACAUCGCCUGAAGUGACCACUCUAGAUUCCAAUGGACACAUAAGCAGUCUGAACAUUGAUAGCAAACGGGAGUCCAGCUUAAAUGGUUAUACUAAUUUGGAAAUUGAAAUGGAGCAAUCACAGGUCAAACAGAAAAAUGCACGAAAUCUGGUUGGUGGCAGUGUACAGAAUUUAAAUAGUGCUGAAACCGUCCAACAACCUAUCGAGUUCCCAGAGCCAUCACCGCGUAAACGCAUGAUACAAAUUAAGAAAAAGACAACAGCGCCUGCACCGCCUCCCAGAGGUAGUUCAUAUGCAGAUUCGGAUACUCUUUCAAUCCAUUCAAUGUCUUCAUCUACUCCGGGUACACCUAUAAGUCCGCUAAUGCCCAUAUCGCCCGAACCUCUUUCGGCAAACACAAAUCUUGAAGUACAUAUAGAUCCCAAUAGCAAUAAUCAGCAAAUGGCAAAUGAAAUACCAACACCAAUGUUUGAGACAACCUCUCCUGUACCUAAACCCCUUCCAAGAAUAACUACCAAUGCGCCUCAAAACGACAAAGAUACGUUUAUGGAAAGCAAAGUUUCCUCUCCUACACCAACGAAUGUCUCCAAAAUUAUAUUGAAUCGUACACCAACACCGGAGCCCCGAUCCCUUUCUGCUGAGCCACAGGAUAGCGAUAGUUAUCUGGGUGUCCAUAUUGGUGCACUGAAAAAUACAUCCGAUUUAGAACACGAUCAAGAGUCUAAGCAAAUGGACUCGGGUAACUAUUUGAAUGCACAUAUAGCGGCUUUUAAAAAUGCAUCAAUUCUGGAGCACGAGGAUGACGCUUUGUCGAAGCAGGCUGAUUCAGGUAUCGGCGAGCCUAUACCGUCUCCGAUUCCCGACAGUUUGCCAUCAGAGAGUUCAGUAAAUGAUGGGAAAUCGGCAUUUGAGUCAAGCUCAGAUGACGACGACAUUAUUAAGGUGUAUAAUUUCAAGCUUGGAAAAACCGUAGUUAAAACGCAAAUAGAACCACAAACUCUGGAAGAUUUCGUCGUUUUAGCCGCUGAGGAACAGGUAGAAAGCGGAGAUAAUACAUCAGCACCAGCAACGCAAGAAGCAACACCUAAUUUCUCGGAUAGUUCGUCUUGGAACUUUACAAUUCCAAUAUCUCCUCCGCCUAAUUUUGCUGACGGACGUUUUGCAGAUGGUUUUGUAACUGAGAAGACUCCGGAUACGCCAAUCACCCCCAAGAUUAAAGAACGGCCAACGUUGGAUUUUAAAUCAAUUUCCCAAGCAGAGAGAUCUUUUACCGAAGCUGUUGGUAAUUCAAAUCAGAAACCAACGAACACACAUGAGAUGGAGUUCAAAAAAGAGAGCUUAGCUUUGCCAAGCCCCACAACCCCUUUAAAUGAAAUUGUGGAAGAACUUUCUGAAAUAAUUCAUAACAAGCGUUUGGACACCCUAAUUAAAAAGCCAGAAGAUGAACCAAAGAUACAGGCUGCUAAGCCAACUACGUUAUCCAACUUCAGUAUCACAACAAUCACACAACAGAUUCAAGAAAAAGAAAAUGAGGAUCCAAGUGAAGUUUCUGAACUAAACACAGAAAAUAGUGCGCCGAAUUUCAACUUUCAGCAAGUAACCAAUCAGAAUCAAAUCCCUUCAGAGAAGCUCGCUCACAUAGCUGGACAACAGAACGUGACCAACUUAGAUAGCCCAUCAGCACAAGUUACAUAUGAAAAAGUUGAUCAAAGCGGAUUUGGCUCCAGUCGUAGACGAUCGUCAGGUGAACUUAGUAUUGGUGAAUCGCCAUCCCUUCAAAGUCCUGAAGUCAUCAAAACGAUUCUAAAUUCACGGAAAAAUAGCUCGGCUAGUAGUAGUGAUGCUGAAACCAAAGUAGCUGAGGAACUUAAAAGGCAAGACGAAAAGGAUGUAGAACAGAAAGUAAACAUUCCCUCAUUAGCGGAGCCACCAAAGAAUAUAGUUAAUGCACAAAAACAAGUAGACACUAAUAUAACAAUGCCACAGUUUAGUGUCACUUCCAAUUUCGAGAGCACCGAGUCAAAAGAAGUACAGAAAAUGAAUUUGGUCAAAACAGCGGAGACACCAAAAAAUAAAAUUAAUGCAAAAAAGGAAGAAGAAUCAAGGGUUUCGUCGCCAGAUCACACCAAAUCCAAAGAGGUGCCUAAAGUAUAUCGGUACUCCGGACCCCCAAGCAUUAAUUUUUCUACUUGGAGUGAACGUCCAAAAGUACAAGUAUCCAUAAAAAAUGAAGGUGACUACAUUUUCGGAGGUAAGAAUGCCGACAGUCAAAGCGCGGCCGUUACAACAGCUGCGAUCGAGAUUAACACGCGAUCUCACAAUCGAAAUAAUAGAGUUUCAAUGCCAGCGGCAGCCUUUUGGGCGGAAAGAGAGAACGCACCGCCGCCUGUCGCUCCUAAGCCCAUAACACUCACAGAACGUAUGGGCAUCCCCGAGAAAGAAUAUCAUAUACCAAUGAAUGUUAAACCAUUACGCGAUGUAACAAUUGAAAACGUCGAUUUAAAUACAACUACUAAUAACAUAACUCAGCAGAGACCUUCGCCUAAUGGCCAAUGGAAAUCAACAAGUAUUACAACUGUUCUGCUAAAUGGAAACUCGGAAUUGGAAAAUAAUAAAAGUGAAACAGUCACCAAGCCAGCAUUUACAUCGACUUUGCCCCGCAGCAACGCCAGCCGAUUUAGUAUGCCGGCAGUUAAUAAUGUCGGUUCAGUGUUGCUCCGUUCAACCUCCAUCACCCAAUUGGAAGCUAAUAAGCCCAAACUCACUCAGUCUGAAGCUGUAGCGGCUCCAUUUGGUCAGAACACACUGCGAAAGACUGGGUUAAAAGAGAAAAUACUCGCAAACGAUACCUUACCAAAAGAAAAGGCGGAAACCGAAAGCAAUAUUCGAGAGCAAAUUCCCAAGUCUCAAAGGUCAAGCCUCAAAUCUUCUACUACUACUUCCAAUGGUUUCGUAGGUAUGACAAAUGUAACAACAACGUCGGAAACAAAAAAAGUCCACCAAAAACCGGUGCAAAGUGCCAAAUUAGAACUAAAGCUUCAGAAUUCGUCCAGCGUCUAUUUAAACAGAACGAGCUUCAAUCCAGCAACAAACAUCACAACGACAACAAAGACUCAGUCAGACGUAAAAUCUACGUCCUUAGUACCACCACCACCACCAACGCCUCCUAAAGGUGUAACGCUAUCCACACCAAAUAGUAGCCCUGCAACUACGCCCAGCAGUACAGAUCCCAGAGAUCAACUACUGAUGGCAAUACGCAACUUUAAGCGUGAUAAUCUAAAUCGUAUUUGAGGAAGCACGAAGGAGAUAUUUUAUAUUAAUAACAACACAUGUUGGACACAAUAGUCACAAAGAGCUGGACUGAAAUCAUGUAAAAUAUUAUUGUAAAUGUGUUUUUAUAAAUAAUGUAUUUUAUAAGAACUAUAGGAAACGAUUUAAGCCGAAGUCAACUAAUUUUAUUAGCAUAGUUUAAGAUAUAGGGAAAGCCAGGCGCUCGUCUUCAGAACCACAAACACAAUUGUGAAAUAGUUGUGUCAAAUGCUGGAAGCCCAAUGUCUUCUCAAAUACAAUAUGGAAUAAUUAAAGCUACUAUAUUAUAUAAAUGCACAAAUUAUGAUAGGAUAACACACAUAUAAAUAUACAAAUACGAAAUUUAAUAUUCACUUGAAUGAUAACAAUAAUCGACUACUGUAUAUUAGCAAAGUCCUUUGUGACUGAGCAAAAACUCUAACCAAAUGUUUUUCAUCAGUCUGUCUACCGAAAAGAUGCCAGUUCUGAUGGUUUUCGUUUAGUUAACUGGCAUAUCACGUGUCCCAUACGUUCGUAAAUAUUCUGUAAAUUAUAAUCUAUAUUCUAAUUAACGUAUGAAUGGACAUAUAUAUCUGCGUUUUAUUUAUAUUUACUUGUUUUACCUAUAUGUAUAAAAAUGGAAUAUUACAAUGUUGAUAAUAAACCCCCUAAAAAUAAGA
Molecule: messenger RNA, 5862 nt
Organism: Bactrocera dorsalis (oriental fruit fly)
Lineage: Eukaryota; Metazoa; Arthropoda; Insecta; Diptera; Tephritidae
Product: mucin-5AC
Exons: 6
Coding region: 1028-5185 (1385 amino acids)
Source: RefSeq, a predicted model, not a curated record